Molecule: messenger RNA, 415 nt
Organism: Candoia aspera
Lineage: Eukaryota; Metazoa; Chordata; Lepidosauria; Squamata; Candoiidae
Gene: SERF1B
Product: small EDRK-rich factor 1B
Exons: 3
Coding region: 116-304 (62 amino acids)
Source: RefSeq, a predicted model, not a curated record
UUAAUGAAAACUUCGGCGGGUGGGGUGAGCAGAAGGUUCUGGUAGUUGGAGCGGUUGGUGGGAAGUUGGAGCUUGUGAGCGUAACGGUUGUUAUCGCUGGGGUUAUUGUUUUGCCAUGGCCCGUGGGAACCAGCGUGAACUUUCUCGCCAGAAGAAUAUGAAGAAAACCCAAGAACAGAACAAAGGGAAAAGAAAAGAGGAUGCUUUGUCAGCUUCUCAGAGGAAACAAAGAGACUCUGAAAUUAUGCAGCAGAAGCAAAAAGCAGCUGAUGAGAAGAAGUCUCUUCAGGGAGGAGCAAAAUAAUAUGUGGCUACAGAGAGGACCUAAUAAUGCUGCAGCAUCUCAAAAUAUAGGGCCUAAAAAGACAUAUUUGUAAAAGUAGCCAGCCAUUAAAUGGUUAAUGUUUAUCUUCUA